Scutellospora calospora is the source of this 1707-nucleotide messenger RNA. The record is from the annotation of a GenBank genome assembly. NCBI's taxonomy places the organism in Eukaryota, Fungi, Glomeromycota, Glomeromycetes, Diversisporales, Gigasporaceae.
AUGGCCGCCGAAACGAUCCAAGUUGAGAGUGAUGAUCUUAGUCAGAAGACUUCAAAAAAACCAUACAUUAAAAAUAAGCGUAGAAAAAAAAAGAAGAAUGAUUCACAAGCAAUCGAACAAGAGAAAAAAACUGAGAACGGAAAGUCUUCAGAGACUGAUGAUUCGGAAAAUGUGGAAAUAGAGUACGUAUUACAACCUCUGGGUGAAUCUAACGAUCCUUACUAUGAAGAAUUCUCAAAGGUUUUUGCCCAUUUUCAGAUUACCAAAGACGAAACUGAGGUAAAAUCUGAAAUUAAGGAAGAAAAAAAUGAGAUUUUAAAGAUUCAAAGUGAAACUCGAACAAGAGAUUCCGAAAACGAUUCAGAAAACGAAUCCGAAGAUGAUAGGCAAGACAAAGUUUCAAAAAAGAAACUAAAAAAAAUGAAUAGAUUAAGUGUUGCUCAAUUAAAACAAUUGGUUAAGCGGCCAGAAGUUGUCGAGUGGGUUGAUGUAACAGCAGCGGACCCAAAGCUUCUGGUUAGCCUCAAAGCUUAUAGAAAUACUGUACCCGUUCCUCAGCAUUGGUCACAAAAAAGAAAAUAUCUUCAAGGGAAAAGAGGAAUUGAGAAACCAGCUUUCGAUUUACCUGAAUUUAUCAAGGAUACGGGUAUCAUGGAAAUGCGUGAAGCAGUUAAAGAAAAAGAAGAUGCCGCAAAAUUAAAACAAAAAACUCGUGAGCGUGUUCAACCAAAAAUGGGUAAACUAGACAUCGAUUAUCAAAAAUUGCACGAUGCAUUUUUCAGAUUUCAAUCAAAACCUAAAUUGACAAUUCACGGAAAAGAAUUCGAGACUAAACUUAAAGAAAAAAAACCAGGCCAACUUUCAGAAGAACUGAAAGCUGCCUUGAAUAUGCCACCACUUGCACCCCCACCAUGGCUAAUUGCAAUGCAAAGAUAUGGUCCACCACCUAGCUAUCCUAAUUUAAAAAUUCCUGGAUUGAACGCUCCUAUUCCAGAAGGUGCUCAAUGGGGAUUUCAUCCAGGUGGAUGGGGAAAACCUCCAGUUGAUGAGUACAAUCGUCCGCUAUAUGGUGAUGUUUUUGGAACAUAUCAGCAAGAAAUCCCAUCAGAUGCGGAAGAAGGAGCAUUACAAGAAGGCCUUGCCACACCAAGUGGAAUAUCUAGUGUACCUAGUGGUUUGGAAACACCAGAGUAUAUUGAACUAAGGAAAUUCCAAGCUAGUACAGCUACAACACAGCAGCCUAUAUUGGCUAGCGGAUUAGAGACUCCAGAUAUUAUUGAAUUAAGAAAAUAUUCAAAACCCGAUGAAGAUGAACCAAAGGCUUUAUACACAGUCCUUCCACAAAAGGAUACUUCUAUCUCAGGUUUUAUGGGAUCACAACACGCCUAUGAUUUAACUGCCGCAUCUACAGCAACUGGAGGCGUUAAAGGCACAAAGCGAAAGGUUGUUGGAGCUGGUAUAGAUGUAGCUCUCGAUCCUUCAGAGAUGGCAAAUCUAGAUGAAGAAACAUUAAGAGCCAUAUUUGAAGAAGCUCAGCAGGCGAAUCAACCGGAAGGUUCGCGUGAAGACUUUUCAGAUAUGGUCGCUGAACAUGCUAAUAAGCAAGCAAAAAAACGACAAAAAUUAGCAGAUGCAAAAGCUGCUGCACGAGAUGCAGGUUCUGGUGGAAGUUCAUCAUCAAAAAAAUACAAAGAUUUCAAAUUUUAA